Messenger RNA from Hyaena hyaena (striped hyena), 1330 nucleotides. It is a transcript of the gene KISS1R, whose product is annotated as KISS1 receptor. The record is from RefSeq and is a predicted model, not a curated record. NCBI's taxonomy places the organism in Eukaryota, Metazoa, Chordata, Mammalia, Carnivora, Hyaenidae. Bases 86 to 1255 code for a protein of 389 amino acids. Gene Ontology annotation, cellular component: membrane. The transcript is spliced from 5 exons. Gene Ontology annotation, molecular function: G protein-coupled peptide receptor activity. Gene Ontology annotation, biological process: neuropeptide signaling pathway.
CCCAGCGGGCAGCGAGGAAGAGGGUCGCCGCCGAGACCCCAGGGCUCAAUCCGGUGCGCGGCCGGGGGAAGGGGGCGGCAGAGUCAUGCGCGCCGUGGCCCCGUCGGCGCCCAGCGCGUCCUGGGGGGCGCCGGUCAACGCCACGGGCUGCCCGGGCUGCGGCGCCAACGCCUCGGACGGCCCGGGCCCCGCGCCGCGGCCCGUGGACGCCUGGCUGGUGCCGCUCUUGUUCGCCGCGCUGCUGCUGCUGGGCCUGGCGGGGAACUCGCUCGUCAUGUUCGUCAUCUGCCGCCACAAGCAGAUGCGGACGGUGACCAACUUCUACAUAGCCAACUUGGCGGCCACGGACGUGACGUUCCUGUUGUGCUGCGUGCCCUUCACGGCGCUGCUCUACCCGCUGCCCGCCUGGGUGCUCGGCGAGUUCAUGUGCAAGUUCGUCAACUACGUGCAGCAGGUCUCGGUGCAGGCCACGUGCGCCACCCUGACGGCCAUGAGCGUGGACCGCUGGUACGUGACCGUGUUCCCACUGCGCGCCCUGCACCGCCGCACACCGCGCCUGGCGCUGGCGGUCAGCCUCGGCAUCUGGGUGGGCUCGGCGGCCGUGUCCGCACCGGUGCUCGCGGUGCACCGCCUCUCGCCCGGGCCGCGCCCCUACUGCAGCGAGGCCUUCCCCAGCCGCGCCCUGGAGCGCGCCUUCGCGGUCUACAACCUGCUGGCGCUCUACCUGCUGCCGCUGGUCGCCAGCUGCGCCUGCUACGGGGCCAUGCUGCGCCACCUGGGCCGCGCCGCGGCCGCCCACGGCGCCCUGCAGGGGCAGCUGCUGGCGGAGCGGGCGGGCGCCGUGCGGGCCAGGGUCUCGCGGCUGGUGGCGGCCGUGGUCCUGCUCUUCGCUGCCUGCUGGGGCCCCAUCCAGCUGUUCCUGGUGCUGCAGGCGCUGGGCCCCGCCGGCGCCUGGCACCCACGCAGCUACACGGCUUAUGCGCUCAAGAUCUGGGCGCACUGCAUGUCCUACAGCAACUCGGCGCUGAACCCGCUGCUCUACGCGUUCCUGGGCUCGCACUUCCGCCGGGCCUUCCGCGGGGUGUGCCCCUGCGCCCCCCCGCGGCCCUGCCAGCGCCGGGGCUCUGGGCUCCCGGGCCCCGCCGCCCCCUCCACGGAGCUGCGCCGCCUGGCCGCCCACCCCGCCGCCGCCAGGACCCCGAGGCCAGGGAGCGGUGCGCGCGCCCUCAGGGAGCACGCAGGCUGUGUGUCCUGAGGGGGGUGCUGCCCGUCUCUGGGCCGCUUCUGCGGGGACAGAGCUGGGCCCCUCGGGGACAGGUGCUGUUUGAAC